AUGAGAGAUGCCGACAUGGAUCCAGUAGUACAUCGACACCCCAGCAGGCCUGGUCCUCAAUCACCACCGCCAGCUUCAGCUCCAAACAACAAAUUUGGAUCCAAGUUCAGUUCUCGAGAUGUUGCGAUGAAACACGAUCAGAUUAAUAAAGGUUAUGACAACGACGACCACGACCGCGUUCGCGAUCGCAGGGAUCGAGAUAGAUUUGAUUCAGACCGUCGAGUCUCAGUUAUCAAUUCCCACUCUAGGCCACCUGCAUCGCGAUCUCAGUCACCCGCUUCCCGCCGCCGAGAAGGCUACGGUGUCAGGACUGGGAAUACGCGCGACGAACCAUUCCCGCGGCAGAACGAUAGGUUUUACAAGUCCGAUGUAAAUCAACGUGGUCGAUCGCAAGAUCGAAAUAGGAACCUAGAGGACGACGGCUCUCGCGAGGUCAAGGAUCGCCCUUUGCGGGACCAUAGUAGGCACCGCAACAUACCUACGUCUCCUAGACACGGUCCGAGGAGUAACGAUUACGCGAGUCACGGUGCUAGAGGCCGAUCCUUUUCGCCAACAUCCAGAAAAAGACGGAGGAGCCGAAGCCCGCUCCCCUUUCCACCUUCGCGGCCCAAGAAAUCUCGGCGCGAGCGUGAACGUGACCGCCGACGUCGAGCAGAACGGGCGGAAAGGGUAGAGAGAGAUCAGCCGAAAAGUUCAAUUCCUGCAUCCUCUCAUAGACGUUCUCUCUCACCCCCUUACGAGAACGAGUCUCACUCUAGGCGUGCCGACCGUAGCGAACUAUUUGAGCCGCGACGAAAUCACCAUCGUAGUCGUUCGCCGGCUCGUGGAGAUAAUUUUGAACAGGAUCCUUCCCUUCCUCCACCUCAUCCGAGGGGAGACUCUCAAAACCGAGGUCGCAGUCGUUCUCAGCGUUCCAAUUCCCGGCAGUCAUCUUUCUCACGUACACAUUCGCCACCCCGUCCACUUGAACAACAGCACCACGGUUCAUCGGACGCCGGCUCACGAUCACGUCGGUCGUCUCCUGUUUUUGAACCCCCUAGACCUGAUUUUCCGCCUAGGUCACCUAGAGAGCGCGGAUCUCGCCGUUCUCGCAAAAAGGGCAAGCACCGUGAAGACUCUAAAUUCCCUCCUGGGGGUCAGUUAGCGUCUGGUGCAAACAGCAUCGAAGUCAAUAUGUCUAGGCGAUUAGAGCACCGAGGUACUCCUAAUACGCAAGCGCCUCCUACUCGCCCCGGAAAUUCUCAAUAUAACGAUCGUCGGCCUGUUCACUCAGCCCGCUCACCGCUACGCCCUAACUCGGGCUCAUCUUUCCAUGGUUCUCCGACAUCACAAUCACCGUAUGGUAGUGGUAGAGCGGCUUGGAGUAAUCAACGCCAAGGCUCACCCCAUAGUCAGUAUUCUACGCAGCGUCCUCGAAGUAGUCAUGGACCUCCUACCGGCCCCUCAGCCCAGUCACCUCAGCCGCCUACCGGGCCUAUGUCCCAAUCUUACCCUCACAACCGUAAUUUUUCUAGAGGGAGCUUCCGAGGUAGCUCACACCCUACUCGAGGUAAUUAUCGGAAUGUAGGGGGUGUUCAAAAUGCUCAGCGACCAGGCGUUGGUAGAGGCAUCCCCAGUCAUUCCAGAGAGAAUACUCCUCAACAUCACCAUAGUCCACCGCAUUCAACUUCAAAUCAUUCAGAUCUAACUGGAGCAAAGGAAGAGAGAGAUGAUGACAAUAAUGCGUCUAGAGCAUCAAAAACCCACAAUGAAGAUUCGUUAUUGGAGAAGAAUACUAAUGAGCAGAUGCCUCCGCCUCGACCCCCUCCCUCAGCUCCGACGGGUCCUGCAAGUUCAAAAUUCAGCUUUGCAUUUAAGGCAACAAAUAAAACACCUGUCGCGACCCCAAAGCCAGAAAUCUCUCAAAAGUUCAACACGGCUCCUAAAAAAGAGCCACCCCCACACGCUGAUGAUCGAGAUCGAGACCGUUACCGAGACCGCGAGCGAGAGCGAGAGCGAGAACGGGAGCGCGAGCGGGAUAGAGAGCGAGAGCGAGACCGUGAGAGGGAGCGUGAAAGGCAGCGCGAGCGCGACCGGGAUCGGGAUCGGGACUUACCUCGAGAUACUCCGAGGGAGCCCGCUUCUGCAAGAGCAAGGUCGGAUUAUCAUGCUAAUCGAGUUCCUCCUGAGUUACCAAGGACGCGGAAGGUGAAGAGGAUACAACGAAGAUUGAAACCCAAGCCUGAAUUACCAACAGACCUCGCUGCAUCAGAUUCGGUGUUCUUCAGGAAGCCUGGCAACGAGUCAGUUGUGGGAUCAGGUACAUACGGCAAAGUCUUCAAGGGCCUCCACGUGUAUACCAAGAGGCUUGUUGCUCUGAAAAAAAUACGCAUGGAAGGAGAAAGAGAUGGAUUCCCGGUUACCGCGGUGCGGGAAAUCAAGCUUCUCCAAUCCCUGAAACACCGAAAUAUCGUUACCUUACAGGAAGUUAUGGUUGAGAAGAACGAUUGUUUCAUGGUUUUUGAGUAUAUGUCUCACGACCUUACGGGCUUGUUAAAUCAUCCAUCGUACAAACUUGAUGCGGCACAAAAGAAGCACCUUGCUCUACAGAUAUUCGAAGGCCUAGAUUAUCUGCACAAACGAGGGGUACUGCACCGCGACAUAAAGGCAGCUAAUAUACUUGUUAGCAGUGACGGCGUCUUAAAACUAGCAGACUUUGGCCUGGCACGUUUCUACGCAAAACGUCACCAACUCGACUAUACGAACCGAGUUAUUACUAUUUGGUACAGAUCUCCCGAACUAUUACUUGGCGAGACGCAGUAUGGUGCUGCCGUGGACAUCUGGAGCGCAGCAUGUGUCAUGGUGGAAAUUUUCACACGCCAUGCCAUCUUCCCCGGAGAUGGUGGUGAGAUCAACCAGCUAGAGAAGAUAUACGCUGUGCUCGGUACGCCGAAUAAGAAUGAUUGGCCUGCACUUAUCGAUAUGCCCUGGUUUGAGCUACUGAGGCCUGGGUAUCGACGGCCUAACCUCUUUGCUGAGAAAUACAAGGAACGAGUUCCAGCAGCUGCCUUCGAACUGCUUGCUGCCAUGUUUCAGUACGAUCCAGUGAAACGUCCGUCUGCGGCAGAAGUUUUGGAGCAUCCUUACUUCACGACAGAGCAGCCUCCUGCAAGGCAAGCUAUUGAACUACGUGAUCUCGAGGGCGAAUGGCACGAAUUCGAGUCGAAGGCACUGCGCCGGGAGAAGGAAAAGCAGGAGCGAGACGCACGGCGUGCUGCUAAAGAAGGCAGUAGCCGUGAUAAGGAUAAGAAACGGCCACCGUCAACCCAUGAGUCCCAACGAGACAGCAAACGCCCGCAUGUUGACGGGCGGCCACCUACACUAGGUCGAGCUUCAAGCUCCAAUGUUGUACAGUCCGGCGAACCUGUAGCGAGCGAAACGGCACUAGAGUAG
Messenger RNA from Daldinia vernicosa, 3432 nucleotides. Its product is annotated as Pkinase-domain-containing protein. The transcript has 3 exons. The coding region runs from base 1 to 3432 and encodes 1143 amino acids. Gene Ontology annotation, cellular component: cyclin/CDK positive transcription elongation factor complex; nucleus. Gene Ontology annotation, biological process: positive regulation of transcription elongation by RNA polymerase II; transcription elongation by RNA polymerase II; protein phosphorylation. The record is from RefSeq and is a predicted model, not a curated record. Gene Ontology annotation, molecular function: cyclin binding; cyclin-dependent protein serine/threonine kinase activity; RNA polymerase II CTD heptapeptide repeat kinase activity. Lineage: Eukaryota; Fungi; Ascomycota; Sordariomycetes; Xylariales; Hypoxylaceae.